Notodromas monacha is the source of this 976-nucleotide messenger RNA. NCBI's taxonomy places the organism in Eukaryota, Metazoa, Arthropoda, Ostracoda, Podocopida, Cyprididae. The record is from the annotation of a GenBank genome assembly.
GUUGGGACUCAUCAAAUUUUUAAGACAAGAAAGUCCACCCCGAGCAAAUCCUUCAUCGUUCUCAACAUCCAUUAAUAACGGGUAUCUUCAAUAUUUUAUUCCUGCUUUCAUGAAAUUCGAUGAAGACUUUUCGAAGAACCCAGAUCAAUCUGAACGCGAGGGAGAUUCUUCAUCGCCGAUCUCGACUGUUUCGCCUCCGCCGGAAGAGCGAUUUCAUGAUGUUGAUAUUAAAUACUUGUCAAAGCCGAAAGUUUGGCCUCAGAUUUUGGCAUCAAUGCAGCACUUUACAACUGGAUUAUUUGGUGGGAUCUGCUUUGAAUUCACAAGCGUGGCAAUUCCAUCUUUCAUCAAGGAUCCCAGAACAGAACCCCUCAACGAAGACUCGAUUUCCAUGAUCGUUAGUUCUUUCUACUUGGGAACAAUUUUCGGCUACUUCCUCGGUGCCUACGUCGCGGAAAAAUUGCCAAAACGAAUCGUUUUGCUCGCAACUUUAUUCCCCAUGGCGGCUACGUGGACGCCGUUUUUCUUCAUCACCCCCGUUGCGUUCAUGGUGCUCGGUCGUGUUUUGCAAGGCGUCGUGUUCGGAGCAAGAACGAAUUUGAGCCACGCAUACAUCAUGGAAAUUGCCGACAAGACCAACAGGGAUUGGGCGAUUUCCACAUAUUCCUUGGCCAUAAGCGUCGGGACACUGGGAGCAGCAUUACUUGGAGAAUUCUUGAGGUGGGAUCAUUUGGCAAUGAUCAGCGCGGGUACGAAUAUUCUGAUUUUCCCACUGAUUUACAUCUUGCCGGAGACGCCGGUGUACUAUGUGCGGAAGGGAGACUCGGAUUCGGCGCGCAAAUCGUUGACUUGGUACCGAGGGCAUUUGUUCAACGUUGAUCAGGAAUUGACAGAAAUCAAGUCUUAUUUGUCUGUUGACAAAACGACGUUUUCCUGGAAGAGUCUCACCAAAUGGAUUCGGCGCGAAAAUCGUUGA